Vigna angularis (adzuki bean) is the source of this 1047-nucleotide messenger RNA. RefSeq lists its product as uncharacterized. The record is from RefSeq and is a predicted model, not a curated record. Gene Ontology annotation, molecular function: zinc ion binding; nucleic acid binding. The coding region runs from base 1 to 618 and encodes 205 amino acids. The transcript has 2 exons. Lineage: Eukaryota; Viridiplantae; Streptophyta; Magnoliopsida; Fabales; Fabaceae.
AUGGCAGAAUAUUUGGGUAAAAUUCAUGCCCUUCUUCAUGACUUUAAUGAUAUAUUACCUCCUGCUUCCACUCCUGCUGAAGAAUUGGAACAACGAUCAAAGUUCUUCAUGUUGUUGGCAUUAUACGGACUCUCUGAUGAUGUUUCUCAUGUCCGUGAUCAGAUUUUGGGUUCUCUUGUCAUACCCAACUUUACUUCUACUUGUUCUUCUCUUUUGCGUAUACCGAGCAAACCCGUCACUGAGACAUCCCCUCACACUGAUGAUUCCUCUGUUAUGGCUGCUCAACGUGAUGAUCGAAGUCGGUCUCGCAAGCCAAGUAAAGGACGUCCAAAAUGUGACCAUUGUGGCAAGUUAGGCCACAAGAUUGAUAAAUGUUAUGCUCUCCAUGGACGUCUUCCUCGACCUGUAGCAAUGGCAAAUUCUGAUCCACCUCCCCGAUCACCGUCUGCAGACCAUCCUACUUCAUCUAAUAUCGUAGACAAACCUGCAAUCUUUAACGAAUUUCUCAAAUGGUAUGAGGAUCAUCAGCACCUCUGGUUCCACUACAUCUGCAUCUGUUGCACGUACAGGUACACCUUUUGUUGGUCUAACUCACUUCCUCGGACCUUGGGUCCUUGACUCAGGCGCCACCGAUCAUAUCACUGGACCGGAGUUCGAAACACAUGAUUGACACAGGAUGUGAGUUUCAUGGCCUUUAUCAUCUCCGCCCUUCUCCACAUGUUGGCUUAGUCAUGGAGUCACCAUCCCUUCUUCAUGCUCAGUUCGGUCAUCCUAGUUUUGCCAAACUACAACAACUUGUCCCGAGGUUGUCCACAUUAUCCAGUUUGUCGUGUGAGUCUUGUCAGUUAGGGAAGCAUACUCGUAGUUUCUUUCCUCGUAGUGUCUCACAACGGGCGUCGUCCCCUUUUUCAUUGGUUCAUUCUGACAUUUGGGGACCUAGUCGUGUUAAGUCCAUUUUAGGUUUUCAGUAUUUUGUUACUUUUAUUGAUGACUAUUCCAGAUGUACUUGGUUGUUUUUAAUGAAGAAUCGUUCUGAGUUGUUUUCUA